This is a messenger RNA of Sesamum indicum (sesame), 1653 nucleotides long. Its product is annotated as NAC transcription factor 29. Lineage: Eukaryota; Viridiplantae; Streptophyta; Magnoliopsida; Lamiales; Pedaliaceae. The record is from RefSeq and is a predicted model, not a curated record. Gene Ontology annotation, biological process: regulation of DNA-templated transcription. Gene Ontology annotation, molecular function: DNA binding.
CUUGGAAUACGGAGAGGGUGUUGGUGAAGUGCUGGCCUGGACUAGUCUUAACGCUCCCGAAAGAUUGACGUUCUCCAUUGACUCGGAAUCCCAUGUGUCCUCCGCCACAGACGCCUCCUCCGGCUGAAAUUGGAUCGAACUGGAGCGACGAACAAAUCAUUUCAUUACUGGAUGGGUACAAACCAGGAUCCAGCCUCCCGAACAAUGUGCUAGCAGAUUCUAGCCCUUACCAGUAUCCACCCUCAAAUUUACCAGAAGGAAUCUGGUACCUACUUCACUCAAAUGAGAAAAAAGAAUGUGUUGAUGGAUUCUGGAAAGCAAAAGGAGAAUCUUGUAAGAUUUACUCAAACUCUAAGAUAACUGGUUGGAGAACAACCUUAGAAUACUUCGAAGGUCAAGCCCCUCACGGACAGAAAACAAAUUGGCAUAUGCAAGAGUACAGGAUAACACAAAAGGAAUUAUGUGAUAAAGAUAAGCCUAAGGUACGCAAGGAAUCCAGAUCACUGUGCAGAGUGUUCCUCUGCAGUGGGCACAAAGGUGAGAUGCAUUCUCAGAACUGUAUAACCGUCGUUGGAUCAACAAAGGUUAAUUCAGUCACGUUAAUAAACCCUGAAGAUAACAUUACCUCCCAUCAAGACUCUAAACGCGAUUCUAAGGAGAAGAGGGGACAUGAAGCUGCAGUGCUCCCCGUAGUGGCGGAUACCAGACCAAACUCUUCUCCACAAGGUUUGUCCGAACUAGACUAUAUCUUGAGAGGUGACUACCUGGAAUUGGAUGAUCUAGAAGAUCCCGAAUCACAUUCGUCGAGCUCACAGAACUCAAGCUGUCCUAGCAAGUUGUCUGAUGAAUACUUCGAUUCUUCGGCUUUCUUGCGGGACCUCGAGGAAGAGGUGAACAGUUUCGUCCCACGGAGUCAAUGUAGUUCAAGAUACAGUUUUACUGCAUCACUCAGUGCAAAUGACGUGAUUUUACAGCCUGUCUCUUUAGGAUCUGUAUCAAGUGCCUCUAUAAGAAGCAAUGUGGUCGAGGGCCCAGUAACCAGUUCAACAAUCCCUGAAAGUCUGGCAGAUAAAAGAGUGCAGGAGCACACUACAAAACGGCAGAAUCCAGAGAGCAGGAACGAAGGCGCUUCAAAUUUCUCUAGCUUGGGAUCACCAUCGACCAGCAAUAAGAGCACUGCGAGGAGUGGAGAGAAGAAGGCUGGUGCAGGAAGAAUGAAGAAGCUCAAAACCUAUUUCUGUUUUUCGACCUUCUAAGUAAUUAGGUGAGACGGUUCUCUAUCCCGUGGCAAAGCAGUCAUCCCAUUUGCCCGUUUGAUUGAGUGAAGAAGUAGACAUUUUGAUACAGUUCAAAACUUAAUAGUAGUUGUCAAGGAGAAAACAAGAAAAAAAUGAAAGAAAUGGAAGAGUUGCAAUGGCAAUUGUGUUAGGGAUGAAGAUGUUCUUGAUACAUAGGUUGAUUGUAUGUAUGUAAUGUAAGUAGAAGAAACCUUGCUUGGCAGGCUGGAUAUAGUAUAUGUUGGAAUUGUAAUUUGAGGUUUAUAUAGCUGUUUCAGUUUGUGAUGAUUUUAUUAUUAUAUACAGAGUAGCCUACACAUUGUAAUCUCCUCUGACUUUUGGUACUAAAUACUAAAAAUGUAAGAUUUAGUCAUCA